UCAUUUGAUUGUAAUGAUAAAAUUUGUUAAUAUCAUUAAAAUCGUAGAAUAUCCACCAUUAUAGUGAGACGCCUCUAGUGAGAGCUAUCCAGUUGAGGAAAAUUGAAAAAAUAAUGAGCUGAAAUGCAUAAAUUAUUGCUUCUCGUAUUCCUCGCUACGACAUCGGCUGAGUUCCUGCCGAAUGGCUGCCCGACAGACUUCCACCAGCAUGUGUUGUUGCCCCACGAGACGGAUUGCACCAAAUUUUACUACUGUAACUAUGGCAACAAACUUCUCAGAGAAUGCCCGGGCGGACUGCACUUUGAUCCAGUUUUGCAGGUAUGCAACUGGCCGGAUGUUGCACAGUGUCAAUUAACGACUGGAGAUCCUAUUGAAACGACUAACCCACCAAUAACUACAGAGGGCACCACUGCUGACAGUACUACCACACCAACGACUACAGAGGGCACCACUACUGUCAGUACUACCACACCAACGACUACAGAGGGCACCACUACUGACAGUACUACCACACCAACGACUACAGAGGGCACCACUACUGUCAGUACUACCACACCAACGACUACAGAGGGCACCACUACUGUCAGUACUACCACACCAACGACUACAGAGGGCACCACUACUGUCAGUACUACCACACCAACGACUACAGAGGGCACCACUACUGUCAGUACUACCACACCAACGACUACAGAGGGCACCACUACUGUCAGUAUUACCACAUCGACGACUACAGAAGGCACCACUACUGUCAGUACUACCACACCAACGACUACAGAGGGCACCACUACUGUUAGUACUACCACACCAACGACUACAGAGGGCACCACUACUGUCAGUACUACCACACCAACGACUACAGAGGGCACCACUACUGACAGUACUACAGAGGAGGUCACUACUGUCAGUACUACCACACCGACGACUACAGAGGGCACCACUACUGACAGUACUACCACAUCGACGACUACAGAAGGCACCACUACUGUCAGUACUACCACACCAACGACUACAGAGGGCACCACUACUGUCAGUACUACCACACCAACGACUACAGAGGGCACCACUACUGACAGUACUACAGAGGAGGUCACUACUGUCAGUACUACCACACCGACGAUUACAGAGGGCACCACUACUGACAGUACUACCACACCAACGACUACAGAGGGCACCACUACUGUCAGUACUACCACAUCGACGACUACAGAAGGCACCACUACUGUCAGUACUACCACACCAACGACUACAGAGGGCACCACUACUGUCAGUACUACCACACCAACGACUACAGAGGGCACCACUACUGACAGUACUACAGAGGAGGUCACUACUGUCAGUACUACCACACCAACGACUACAGAGGGCACCACUACUGUCAGUACUACCACACCAACGACUACAGAGGGCACCACUACUGACAGUACUACCAAAUCGACGACUACAGAAGGCACCACUACUGUCAGUACUACCACACCAACGACUACAGAGGGCACCACUACUGACAGUACUACCACAUCGACGACUACAGAAGGCACCACUACUGUCAGUACUACCACACCAACGACUACAGAGGGCACCACUACUGUCAGUACUACCACACCAACGACUACAGAGGGCACCACUGCUGACAGUACUACCACACCAACGACUACAGAGGGCACCACUACUGACACUACUACAGAGGAGGUCACUACUGUCAGUACUACCACAUCAACGACUACAGAGGGCACCACUACUGACAGUACUACAGAGGAGGUCACUACUGUCAGUACUACCACACCAACGACUACCACUCCGGCAUUAUGUCCACCGGGCACGUUCGGGAACGUUCCUCAUCCGGAACUGUGCAAUUCGUACUACCUGUGCACGGGAGGUAUUGCGAUACAACUGUACUGCCCGGACGGGCAAGAAUUUGACCCUGAGAUAAAGAGAUGCGUAGACAUCACCCCUGGCGGUUGUACACUCGGUCAGGCAACAACUACUGAUCAGUCGACGAGCGGCACUAGUACUGACUCCAUUGACGGUCCCACUGUGGACACAGACUCCACCACUCAAAGCACCACAUCUGCACAGACGGAAACGACUGUGAAUGAUAUAACGACCUCACCGGGAGACAUUUCUACAGACGAAACGACGACCGCUACUACUGACUCGGGCGAUUUAACAGAAAGUACCACUUUCAGUAGCCCAACGUCCACGACCAGUGAUAUUGUUGUUACCGAAGAAUCGACCACUAGUCCAGAGUCCACUGCUACUACCAGUGAAGCGAGUACCACGACGGAUUCUAUACAGACGACGACUCCGUCUUUGUGUCCGCCGGGCGCGUUCGGGAACGUUCCUCAUCCGGAACUGUGCAACUCGUACUACCUGUGCACGGGAGGUAUUGCGAUACAACUCUACUGCCCGGACGAACAGGAAUUUGAUCCUGAGGCAGAGAGAUGCGUAGAUAUCGCUCCCGGUGGUUGUACACUCGGUCAGGCAUCAACUACUGAUCAGUCGACGAGCGGCUCUAGUACUGACUCUACUGACGGUCCCGCUGUGGACACAGACUCCACCACUCAAAGCACCACAUCUGCACAGACGGAAACGACUGUGAAUGAUAUAACGACCUCACCGGGAGACAUUUCUACCGACGAAACGACGACCGCUACUAUUGACUCGGGCGAUUUAACGGAAAGUACCACUCUCAGUAGCCCAACGUACACGACCAGUGAUAUUGUUGUCACCGAAGAAUCGACCACUAGUCCAGAGUUCACUGCUACUACCAGUGAGGCGAGUACUACGACGGAUCCUAUACAGACGACGACUCCGGCCUUAUGUCCGCCGGGCACGUUCGGGAACGUUCCUCAUCCGGAACUGUGCAACUCGUACUACCUGUGCACGGGCGGUAUUGCGAUACAGCUCUACUGCCCGGACGGACAGGAAUUUGAUCCUGAGGCAGAGAGAUGCGUAGACAUCACCCCAGGCGGUUGUACACUCGGUCAAGCGACAACUACUGAUCAGUCGACGAGCGGCGCUAGUACUGACUCCACUGACGGUCCCACUAUAGACACAGACUCCACCACUCAAAGCACCACAUCUGCACAGUCGGAAACGACUGUGAAUGAUAUAACGACCUCACCGGGAGACAUUUCUACAGACGAAACGACGACCGCUACUACUGACUCGGGCGAUUUAACGGAAAGUACCACUCUCAGUAGCCCAACGUACACGACCAGUGACAUUGUUGUCACCGAAGAAUUGACCACUAGUCCAGAAUCCAUUACUGUCACCAGUGAAGCGAGUACCACGACGGAUUCUAUACAAACGACGACUCCGCCCUUGUGUCCGCUGGGUGCUUUCGGGGCUGUUCCUCAUCCGGAACUGUGCAACUCGUACUACCUGUGCACGGGAGGUAUUGCGAUACAACUGUACUGCCCGGACGGACAGGAAUUUGAUUCCGAGAUAGAGAGAUGCGUAGACAUCACCCCUGGCGGAUGUACAGUCGGUCAGGCAACAACUACUGAUCAGUCGACAAGCGGCACUAGUACUGACUCCACUGACGGGCCCACUGUGGACACAGAUUCCACCACUCAAAGCACCACAUUUGCACAGACGGAAACGACUGUGAAUGAUAUAACGACCUCACCGGGAGACAUUUCUACCGACGAGACGACGACCGCUACUACUGACUCGGGCGAUUUAACGGAAAGUACCACUCUCAGCAGCCCAACGUACACGACCAGUGAUAUUGUUGUCACCGAGGAAUCGACCACUAGUCCAGAGUCCAUUACUGUCACCAGUGAAGCGAGUACCACGACGGAUUCUAUACAGACGACGACUCCGCCCUUGUGUCCGCCGGGCACGUUCGGGAACGUUCCUCAUCCGGAACUGUGCAACUCGUACUACCUGUGCACGGGAGGUAUUGCGAUACAGCUCUACUGCCCAGACGGGCAAGAAUUUGAUCCUGAGACAGAGACGUGUCUGCUAAUCGCUUCUGGUGGUUGCACGUACAAUGAAGUAACGUCAACUCCAAUAGAGAUAACCGAGGUCACCAAUUCACGUUCGACGAUUACAAAUGAACCAGUAGCAACGACCGAAAGUGUAACGACGACUCCGGCAUUAUGUUCGCCGGGCACGUUCGGGAACGUUCCUCAUCCGGAACUGUGCAACUCGUACUACCUGUGCACGGGAGGUAUUGCGAUACAGCUGUACUGCCCGGACGGGCAGGAAUUCGAUUCUGGUAUCAAGCAAUGCGUGUUAAUUACCAGCGAUGGCUGUACAGCGUCAAAUGCUGUGAAGAAUUUAUUUUUAGAUAUGUUUAAUGUAAAAUAAAUAUAUUUGUGAUGCAUUAAAUUAUAAUAAAUUAUAGAAAAAAAAAUAUAUAUUUAAUACGUACAUAUAAAUAAA
Molecule: messenger RNA, 4392 nt
Organism: Galleria mellonella (greater wax moth)
Lineage: Eukaryota; Metazoa; Arthropoda; Insecta; Lepidoptera; Pyralidae
Product: mucin-22-like
Exons: 10
Coding region: 124-4317 (1397 amino acids)
Cellular component (GO): extracellular region
Molecular function (GO): chitin binding
Source: RefSeq, a predicted model, not a curated record